This is a messenger RNA of Podarcis lilfordi (Lilford's wall lizard), 7633 nucleotides long. The record is from the annotation of a GenBank genome assembly. Lineage: Eukaryota; Metazoa; Chordata; Lepidosauria; Squamata; Lacertidae.
AUGAAGGUGAGAGGGUGUGGGGACUUCAUUCAAAUGCUGUCUGGAGCAGUUUGUACAUAAUACUACUUGUUCAAAUGUUGCCAGCCCGACAAGUAAGAUUUAUUUUCAACUAUUUGUGUAAGGCAUACAUUUUUAUAAAAAAUCACAAAUAGCUAACAGAAACAAGCCUUGUUUAUAUGUUGGUGAUGUGAGAGCAUUAAAGGGAAUAUUCAUUUGAUAUUUCUUGUUACAUCACAGGCUACCGAUAUUAUCAUCAUAGUCCUUAUAUUAAUGUAUAUUCUGCCUUUUUGCAGCCUGGAACUCAAGGUGGCUAACAGAUAAAAAUACAAAAACACAGAUAAAACAGAAAAGAGAAUCAUUAAAAAGUAAUUAGAUGCUAACAGAAUUAAAAUGAUAUAAAAUGAUCAAUUAAAAACCAAGAUAGUAACAAGAAAAACAUCACAACACCAGCCCUUUCCUUAAAAACAGUCAGUUCCUAAAGGCCUGUUGGAAUGAAAUGGCCAUCACCUGGAUAUGAUUCAGGCUACAAAACUGUAUUUUAAAUAGUACUGUACAUCUGUACAAAACAUUUUUUUUGUUAUUUGUGUUAGCUACAAAUGUAAUCCAAGGUGCAUGUGAAAACAUCACAUCUCUGCUCUUGGGCUUCAGAUCAUUGCCCCAGUUCACCUUCCGCAAGUGGUGAGGUCUUGCUUAACAAUCCUGAUUCAUUUCUCUGCCCAUUUCUUUUUGCUCUUUACAGCAAAAUCAACAGAUAGUGAAUGAUCUCAGCUGGUCUUAACUGGUGGUGCCAGUAUGUUUGCUAUGAUUCAAUUAAAUACAUGACAGAGUUGCUAAGCCUUUAAAAGUUAAGUAGAAAUGGAAACUUCAGAAGGUGUGGGUUCUGCCCCUGCUGUAACUAGGUUAGAGAGGAGUGGUUAAGAGAUCAAGCUGUGAGCCAGGAAGUGCCUAACUCAAAUUUCACCUAUGCUACAAACUUGCUCUGAGGUUGCCUUGGGUAAACCACUUUCUUCGAGUCUCACCUGCCCUAAUCUGUUUUGAACAUGGCAACAGUAAACUUAAAAUUUCUAUAUUUAGUCAUCAAAACAUCUUUUUCAAUCUUUCUGACCAUAUUAUAGGUUAAAUAUUACUUAAAAUUUAUCAUUAACAAGUUCUGGGAGCUGUGUGGGUCACCUUGGUCGUACGAAUGUGACUUCAUAGAAAAUACACAUUACCCAAUAAAUUGUUCAUUUGAACUUUUUUGUGUAGAAGGGGAAUGAAAAAGCAGCAUGCGUUGCACACCUGCCCUCUUAAGUUGUAAUAGUGUAUUUAUGUGCUUCUUAUAAAUUGUUUUUCAGGGGGGAUUUAAAAACAUUUCUAUUUACCCAGGCAUUUGAUGGCUGACAACCCUGAAAUCACUAAUUGAGGUAAUGUUUUUAACUGUUCUUUGAAUGCUAAGAACAUAAAAAGAGGCUGCCAACGGCUCAUCUAGUCCAAUAUCCUGUUUUCACAGUGGCCAGUCAGAUGCCUAUGGGAACUUUUAAGCAGGACCUGAGCACAAGAGCACUCUACCUUACUGCAGUGUCCAGUGUCUGUUGUUCAGAAGCAUACUACUUCUAAUCUGUCUAAUCCUCUUUUAAAACCAUCCAAGUUGGUGGCCAUCGCUGCUUCCUAUGCAUUUGACUAUGUACUGCAUGAAUAAGUACUUUUAAAAAAUCUGUCCUGAAUCUUUCAGCAGCUUCAUUGGAUGUCAGUACAUGUCAUGAACUUCCAGGCCUUUUCCCCCAGCCGAAACUCAGCUCUCAGAGGAGCAGCACAGGGCUGAGCUUGCUGCCUCAACUCAAAACGGGUGUGGAGCAGAGAAAGACUCUGUGCGCCAUUUUGAGCAAGCACCAGGACACGUAAGCAUUUUUAAAGCUUCUAUUCCUUUCUGCUUUAACUCUUAGGCACUCAUGAGAGAGGCAGAGGGAGUUUCCCAGGAGUAUAGCUUCUCUGGGAGCCGAACUCACACCAGAAAAACUGGGAACCGUGCUGUUGAACUCUGUGGCCUCAGCUUCCCAACCUUUACUUGAAGAAACUGAAGUGACACCAAACUGAAGUGACACACACACACACACACACACACACACACACACAUAUCUUUGUGGAAAGUCCAAAGUUCUCAGGGGGGCAGUUCCGGCACUUUUUUUCCUACCUCACCCUACUGCCACUGCAACCUGGGCAUAAGCUUUUCUGUCUAUGGGACCCCUGCCUUCAGCGGCUUCAGUUUAGUCCCCACUCAAUUGCAUCUGCCACCCCAGCCUUAAAUUUCCCCUCCCCUCACUCCUGGGUACUUUCACCCUUCCUACGUACACCUCCUCCCUAUGAUUAAGCCUCACCUGCCACCUUUCAAGCUGCCUUCCCUUCAGACAGAACAGUGCUCUAUAGAGACCUCACCAUUGUCUAAACCGAUUGACAGGGUCUCAAAUCCCUUUCACACGGCCCUCCCUGAACAUAUUGGCCUGGGGGAUUUUCCUGGCCCCAGUUGCAUGCUUUGCCGCUUCAUCUACAUACCUUCCUAUGGACCCUUCAUUUGCAAAGGAGAAGGAGAACUCCAUUUUAUGGCUGAAUACAGUUGUAUUCAGCUUAAGGACCAGGGUAGCAGGAGGCAGAAGCAUGCGCCGCCCCAGCCACUGCCCCCGCCUCCUCCUACUCACCCCCCACCUAUCAUCUCUCUGUCCCUUUCUCCCCUGCUCGCGCACACACACAUACUGCCUGGAGAUCAUAUCUGCAGACAGGUCCUAUAGAUACUUACUCAGGGCCCAGUGUCUCUACCUGGGCAGUUCAGGCAAGCAGAGUGGGGUGGGGAUGCAGCCUGGAGAGGUGAAGUCACAAAGCUUUGCCCACUGACAUCAGGUGUCAGCCUGCCUGGCCUUAGAGACACUGAAGUCAUAAAGACUGUCCCACUGACUAGCCCCUUUCUGCCUGGAUACCACAGCUAGCUCAGGAAGGAAACCAGCCUGGUCUCAUAGCCGGUCACUCAGGGAGCUCACAAUGCCUUACCCACUGACAUCAUGGACAGCUCAGGGAGAAGCCUUUCCAAUCUUGUGCUGAUUUGCAAAGCCCUGCACAACUUGGGCCCAAAACAUGAUUCUGUAUGAUCUCAGAAAAUUGAUUCUGCAUUACUGCACAGUGUGCCCAUUUGUAAAGAUAUGUAGGUAGGUGGUUCCAGCAAUAGGGAGUGAAUCCAUUCCACACCAGUUCAAUUAUUUCGUUGGUGGGUGUAUAUCAAGAUCACAGUCACCUUCUUUGUUGACCUGGGACAUACAGAGGGAAAGGCGUGGAUAACCUGUUCAAGGGAAGUGUUUUCAAAGUAACUACACACACCCUAGUGGACAGCAGGAGCUAGAGUUGAUCUAGAUUGAAAACAGCAUGUUGAGGAUAAGCAUGAAGGUUCCAGAUGGAGAAAAACCACACCUUUGUGCUACAAAUAAUUUUGUAUAUACGCAGCCUAUGUUGUUUGGGAACCCUAAGUUCCUCUUUAUAGAUGUGACCAAAGUAACACAGUGUACAGCAACACAGAAGUACCUCCAACAUUGCUUCUCAUAAGAUAUGAGUGAGUCAUAGAUUCUCCCUCCCUCCAAGUCCAAGGAUUGCAGACUGAGAUUAGUCUCGCUUACUACAUCUUACAUAACAUAUGGAGGCACCAAGGUCUAGUUUGUACAACACGGCAAGCCUUGGGAAGAGAAAAGCAACUUGUUCUUGGCUACAGCUCAUGGUUACUGAAGAGAGCUUAACCACAAAUCCCAGUUUGGAAAACAUGCUAAGUUAAAUCUUCAUUUAGCUCAGUGCAUCACAAGGACAAAAAAAAAAAAAAAAGGCUGGAGAGGAGCAAAGCAGCCACAACCUCCUCCCCAGAAACACACAAAUUUGCAGGUAAUCUGUAGUUUGGUUUACCGUGCCAUGUGAACCAAGCCUAUAUUUCCUUUAAAAAUUCCUUUUUAUAGCCCCGUGACCUUAAGAGUUGAUUUCUGUCAUGAGCAGUGCAAAAAACGUGGUGCUGUGGGUUAAACCACAGAGCCUAGGACUUGCCAAUCAGAAGGUCGGCGGUUUGAAUCCCUGCGACGGGAUGAGCUCCCGUUGCUCAGUCCCUGCUCCUGCCAACCUAGCAGUUUGAAAGCACAUCAAAGUGCAAGUAGAUAAAUAGGUACCGCUCCGGCGGGAAGGUAAACGGUGUUUCCGUGCGCUGCUCUGGUUCGCCAGAAGCGGCUUAGUCAUGCUGGGCACAUGACCCGGAAGCUGUAUGCCGGCUCCCUCGGCCAGUAAAGCGAGAUGAGCGCUGCAACCCCAGAGUCAGCCAUGACUGGACCUAAUGGUCAGGGGUCCCUUUACCUUUACCUUUUAAACCCAGCCUGAAAGUGCUAAACCCAAGACUAGACCAGAGUUCUGCUACAUGGCAUUUUUAUGCAGGAGCUGCUGAAAUGGCAGACUUGGACAGACUCCUCCAUUGGAGAAGUUUCUCAUGAAGUGCUUUUCAUGGGCAAAAAACAUGCACUAGAUCUCGAUUGCAUGUGGACUACAUAGAAAAAACAAGUUUUCCUUCUCUAUUGAUUCCAGAAUAAAGUGCCAUCUGUAUAUGCAGCCAUAGAUACUUUUUAAAAACACUUUCUGUAGCAGUUUGGAAUGCAGACACAUGUUGUCGUAGAGAUGCCGUGCAUGCCUGUGCAGACAUUUUGAAAGAGACAGAAAUUUCAUUGAGGAUUACAAACUUAUAACCCUUCUUGCUUGCCCUGUUUGUACCCUGUGGGUUUCUACAUCCUCCACAGAGAUAGGUGUGAUGGCAUAGAAUACACACACACACACACACACACACACACACACACACGGUACUGGAAUGCAGGUAUCUUGUAUUUUUAAAAUGUUGAAUUGUGGAAGAAACAAGUACAAGUUGCCCACACUCACUGUGACCUCCUGCAUAACUCUGCACACUUGUUUUCUUUUCCACUGCUCUCCUUAGCAUAAGAUGGGAAAGUGCACUGGGAACUCUUAUGCUAAUAAAGAUAAUGGGAAAUGUUGGCUUUGUUUCCAGUCCCUUCUAUAGAUUCAGCAGUCUCCCUACUCUACAUAAGCAGUUUGGCACUGCCGCUUAAAGUGCAAAUUCUUAUUUAUUUAUUCGGUUUUACAAUUUAGAAUAUUCGUUUAUACAACCUUAAACUUUCAAUGACUUCUCUUCUUCUCUUUCCAUGGUUCGUUUUGCAUAGCAUAAAUCCCUGCAUAUUUUAUAGAAACGAAACCAUUCAGUAUUCCAUUAUUACUUCCAUCAAAACUUAUUUACACUGUUGAAUUUAUCUUAAUUCUGCCAGCGUUUUCAAGUGUACACAAUUUCUUCCCAUAUAUUCAUUAAACAUUUUCCAAUCUUCUUUAAACAAAUGUUCUUCUUGUUCUCUUAUUCUACAAGUUAGACCUGCAAGCUGCACAUAUUCCAUCAUUUUAAGUUGCCAUUCUUCUUUGGUUGGGACCUCGCUCAUUUUCCAUUUUUGGGCUAACAAAACACAGGCCUCCAUAGUAGCAUAUAUAACUAACCUUUUUAGACACCUGGGAAUUUCCUUCUGAAUUAUCUCCAACAGAAAGGACUCUAGUUGUUUGUUUGUUUUUUUGAAAAGUGCUUUAAAACAUUUUUUUCAAUUCAUUAUAUUUAUAUUUGUUAAUUAUAAAUUAUUAAAAGUGCAAAUUCUAUUGAUAUCUACUCAGAAGCAAGUCCUGUUGAUUCCAAUGGGGCUUUUUGAAGUGUGUACAGGACUUCAGCCUGAAGUUAUUUAUUUGUCUGAGAUGGCUUCCUUACUCAACAUAACUCUGUGCUGUGGUUCAUGGGGGUAGUAUUUGUUGAUGGAUGACUGGCUCCUGAUAGCCACCUCUUCCCUUCCCAAAGUGCCAAGAACUGAUGCUCAGCUGGCCUGAAGCAUUUAAAAUAUGGAACAGUCAAAAGUUGGGCAGGGUUAAAACACAGCUGAUGGUGGCUGACCUGUUUACUGUAGGAGGACUCAUUGCCAGGAUUUAUCAUGAUUUAAAUGGCUCUAUCAGAAUAUUCUCCAGUUCUGAUGUUAAAUGUUAAAGCCUUUCUGUGGGAAAUGUAUACUGACGGACAAAAUAGAAAAGAUCAAUAUCAAACUUUUGUGACUGACCAACUGUUGCCACCAUAAAAGUCAUUCCGAACCAUUUUAAUUGCUUUCCCCCUGUCUCAUUAAACAAUUGUAGUGUUGCCUCGCCACCUUGUGGCAAACUCACAAAACUAAUAUUUCUCGUUCAACUCACACCACUUAAGAUUUCAUUGUACAGUGUGCUGGAAUAAUGAGAGUGGAAUAAAAUAUAUUUUUAAAACUUGCAAUUUGUGCAGGUUUUUUUUCUGCGUAAAAAGAUCAUUUGCUGGUUUCUAAAUAGAAUAGAUAAAGGGAUUUCAUGUUAAUAUAUAUAUGUGUGUGUGUGCGUGCCAUUUAUUACUUGUGCAUACUGCCACCUGCUGUUAUACAGAAAACAAAUUGUUACAUUUAGGUUUUAUGAAUUUGCCUACCCUGCUGUCCUCCAUAUGCUACUGGACUCAAACUCCCAUCAGUCCCAGGGAUGCUGGGAGUUGUAGUCCAGCAACCUCUGGAGGGCAAUGGUCUGCUCAGUGCUGGUCUCCUCAACUUAAGCCUGGAAAGUCGAUCUCCAGAUUUAAAGACAUUUUACUGUACUUGGAAGGAAGCUCCAAGUCACUGGAUCUUGCUUCCAAGAGGACAUUGGAUCAAGUUACACAAUUCCAAUUUUACAAAUGGGGAACAUGAAAUUAUGCUGCAGCAACUUGCCAAAUGCAAUUUUAGUCAUUUGAAUCCUACCUUUAAAAGUGCCUCUUCUCAGACCGACUCGUUUAUGACACAUGUAUGCUGGCCUUAGGGACGCGGGUGGCGCUGUGGGUUAAACCACAGAGCCUAGGACUUGCUGAUCAGAAGGUUGGCGGUUCGAAUCCCUGCAAUGGGGUGAGCUCCCGUUGCUCGGUCCCUGCUCCUGCCAACCUAGCAGUUCGAAAACACAUGAAAGUGCUAGUAGAUAAAUAGGUACUGCUCCGGCGGGAAGGUAAACGGCGUUUCCGUGUGCUGCUCUGGUUCGCCAGAAGCGGCUUAGUCAUGCUGGCCACAUGACCCGGAAUCUGUACGCCUGCUCCCUCGGCCAAUAAAGCGAGAUGAGCGCCGCAACCCCAGAGUCGGUCACGACUGGACCUAGUGGUCAGGGGUCUCUUUACCUUUACCUUUAUGCUGGCCUUAGCUUUUGGGACUUGUCUGCCAGCUGUACUAGACAGGAAUCUAGCUGGGAGAAGGGGACAUUGUUCUGCGAUCUCCUUUUCCCUGCUGUGUAAUCCUAGGGAGCCAUUGCAAGGUGAAGAUGAUGUCUUAGACUCCACAAACCCCUUGCUUCUCAUGUUCACCUUUUCAUUGGGGAAGGAAAAACUAAGAGACCAUGUGAAACCAGAGAGUUCUCAGACCAAGUUUACUUGCAGUGGUAACAGCAAUAUUUCUCUAUAGAUUGCCCAGAACAAGGUAGCUAGCACCCUUGUUAGUGAAAUUAAAUAAACACUCCUUUCUGGAACCCAGGGUGCAACUGGCUGAAUACAAAAUAGAUUUUUGUGUCUUGCAGGUCAAGAUAA